Molecule: messenger RNA, 730 nt
Organism: Nematolebias whitei (Rio pearlfish)
Lineage: Eukaryota; Metazoa; Chordata; Actinopteri; Cyprinodontiformes; Rivulidae
Product: 4-hydroxy-2-oxoglutarate aldolase, mitochondrial-like
Exons: 5
Coding region: 32-730 (232 amino acids)
Biological process (GO): N-acetylneuraminate catabolic process
Molecular function (GO): N-acetylneuraminate lyase activity; 4-hydroxy-tetrahydrodipicolinate synthase activity
Source: RefSeq, a predicted model, not a curated record
GACUGUUCCAGAAGCUCCCCUGUCCCUCAGCAUGCAGUGCGCGCGGGCCUGGGGGCCCCUGCGCCCCCUCCUGACCACCAGGAGCCUCCUCAGAGCCUGGAGCCGAGGCAGGCUGGACCUGAGCGGCAUCUAUCCUCCCAUCGCCACUCCGUUCACCGCCGAGCAGGACGUGGACUACCAGCAGCUGGAGCAAAACCUGCUCAAACACGCCAAGAUACCGUUUAAAGGUUUGGUGGUCCAGGGCUCCAAUGGUGAGUAUCCGUACCUGACAGAGGAGGAGCGAGUAGAGGUGGUGAGGGCGGUCCGACGAUCCCUGCCAGAGGGAAAACUGCUGAUGGCCGGAUCAGGCUGUGAAUCGACGAGAGCAACAGUCGAGCUCACAGGGAAGAUGGCAGCAGCCGGAGCUGACGCUGUCCUCGUGGUCACCCCCUGCUUCUACAAAGGCAAGAUGGACGGCCGCGCUCUCAUUCACCACUUUACAAAGGUGGCAGACAGCAGCCCGGUGCCGGUGGUUCUGUACAGUGUUCCAGCCAACACGGGUCUGGAGCUGCCACUGGAGGCCGUGGUGGAGCUUUCUCAGCACCCCAACAUCCUGGGCCUGAAAGACAGUGGAGGAGAUAUUACACGGAUGGGCUUGAUUGUUCACAAAACCAAGGCGCAGGAUUUCCAGGUUUUGGCAGGCUCAGCAGGGUUUCUAAUGGCUGCCUAUUGUGUUGGUAAGAGGCCAUGA